Messenger RNA from Erythranthe guttata (spotted monkey flower), 734 nucleotides. Its product is annotated as kirola. The record is from RefSeq and is a predicted model, not a curated record. Gene Ontology annotation, biological process: defense response. NCBI's taxonomy places the organism in Eukaryota, Viridiplantae, Streptophyta, Magnoliopsida, Lamiales, Phrymaceae.
ACCAUUUCUUCAUAUAUAUCUCUCUUGAUUUAAAUUACAUAGAAAAAAUAAUUAGAGAUAUGGGUUUGACUGGGAAGUUGGUUUCGGAAACGAACAUAAAAUCGGACGGAGAUGUGUUUCACGAGAUCUUCAGACACAGACCACACCACAUUUCAGACAUGAGCCCUGAUCACAUCCAAGGCGUUGAUUUACACGACGGAGAAUGGGGAACCGUCGGAUCACAGAUCUUCUGGAACUACACCCAUGAGGGUAAAAAGAAGGUGGCGAAAAAUAUAAUUGAAGCGAUAGACGAGGAAAAGAAGUCGGUGACAUUCAAGGUGACCGAAGGAGAUCUAAUGGAGCUUUACAAGGAAUUCAAACUGGUCGUUCAUGUCGACACAUCUGGCGAAGACAACGUCGUCACUUGGACUUUGGAGUACGAGAAACUGAGUGAGGAUGUUUCCGAUCCACACACUCUCAUGGACUUGUGCGUGAGCAUGACUAAAGAUAUCGAGUCUCACCAUCUCUAGGCCGUUGCCUAGUUUCAUGAUCUUUCUCCGUAUGUCGUAAACGGGUUUUUCGACUAUAAUGUUAUUGUUAUGUGGUGUUGGUCUUGUGCUUUUAAGGUUGUGUUAUGAAUAAAAGGGUGUUGGUGCCAUUGUUAUUUAAUGUACUUGUGAAAGGUUAAAUGUAGGUGUCUUGGCAUUUUGCUAAGGUUUAUCUACUUGUGAUGUGAAUAAACCAGAUAUUCAUUA